This is a messenger RNA of Malurus melanocephalus (red-backed fairy wren), 2093 nucleotides long. It is a transcript of the gene GRAP2, whose product is annotated as GRB2 related adaptor protein 2. Gene Ontology annotation, molecular function: protein binding. The transcript has 8 exons. Lineage: Eukaryota; Metazoa; Chordata; Aves; Passeriformes; Maluridae. The record is from RefSeq and is a predicted model, not a curated record. Bases 168 to 1052 code for a protein of 294 amino acids.
UGAGACUUGUGCCRUUCUCUCACUGGUUUGUCUCAUCACAGAUCCUGAAAGACCAGAGUGUAACCACCUGCCACAAAGGAGGCUGGACUCCACAAGCUACUCCAGUAGCUCAUAGAUGUUGACAAGUGUAUGCUUCUUCCAGCUUCGCUCUGCCCCUGAGACAUAGUAUGGAAGCCAUUGCUAAGUUUGAUUUCACUGCUUCUGGAGAAGAUGAGUUGAGCUUCCAGGCUGGGGAUAUGUUGAAGAUCUUGAGCUCCCAGGAAGAGUGGUACAAGGCUGAGCUCAGAAGUCACGAGGGCUACGUUCCUAAGAACUUCAUUGAUUUCCAUGUACCCCCCUGGUUUGAUGAGAAGAUAUCCCGCCACGAAGCAGAGAACUUUCUCAUGAGCAAAGGAGUUGGCUGCUUCAUUGUCCGAGCCAGUCAGAACUCUCAUGGUGACUUUUCCAUCUCUGUCAGGCAUGAAGAUGAUGUGCAACACUUCAAAGUGAUGAGGGAUUCAAAGGGUAACUAUUACUUGUGGACAGAGAAAUUUCACUCGCUAAACAAGCUAGUGGACUACUACAAGACAACUUCUAUCUCCAGGCAGAAGCAAAUCCUCCUCAGGGACAACAGCCAAGACGAGAAGGAGAGGUGUGGUGGGAGCCUAGAACGGAUAGGUCAGGAAGGAUUCCACCUGGGAGGAGCAGCUGGAGAGGAUCAUUCUUCURUGUCCAAGAGAUAUGUAGAGCAUCCUAUCCCCAUACUGCAGCAGCAACAGGAAAGAUAUGGUGGGAGUCUGGACAGGAAAGAUGUGCUGCAUGGACUAAGGGAUCAUGGCCAAGGAAGUGCAGGCGCUAUGCAACGGAGACACACAGACCCACUGCACCAACAGACACCGCGAACGCUGUGGGUCUGUGCCUUGUACGACUUUGAUGCUAUGGAGCACGAUGAGCUGGGCUUCCGCAGUGGAGACAUCAUAGAGGUCCUGGACAGCUCCAACCCAUCCUGGUGGAAAGGACGCCUGCAUGGGGAACUGGGUCUCUUCCCUGCUAACUAUGUCACAUUCCUGUGAGGGCACAGUGUGGCCCAGAGGGGUGUGCUGCAGCUGCUCUUCUGACAUGACAGGGACAGAGGAGUGCAUCUUCCCUUGCCACCAGGACAUACAUUGGUUUUUGUUUUGUCUUAAUUUAUUGGCAAUUCAUCUUUUGGAAUGUUGGUAUGAAAGAGAACCCUUUUGAAGAAGAUUAAGAAUUUUUUCCCUUAUUUUUUCUCUCUGAUGAAGGGGAGGGAGCAAAAAUCUUGGAUGGUUCAUUGAGACCUUGCUGGAUCCUCCCUGCUCUUUCACCUCUUUGGCUAACUGCUGAUAAGUUCCUGCAAUUAGCUUGUUCUGUGGAAAUGCACCUCAGAAAAGUCAGGCUUCAGGUUAACUUCAAGUUCAGUAUUCAGGUAGUCCUAUCCCACCAUUUUGGGUCUUGUAGCACUCCUUGUCUCUUYGGGCUCCAUUCCACCUUUCUUUCAGAGGCAGGAUGAACACCCACGUGAAUUAAAUGGUCAUUGGUAACCACAUUAAUCCUUCAGUUAGGGAAGGAAAGUGAUGGAGCUUUAGGUUGAAGUUGAGGCUUACCCAUCUCACACUGUGUGUAUGGACUGUAUGGAUAUACCAGAUGAAGGGAGAGAAUACUGUAAGCUUUUGUACAAACAUACAAGUGAUGAAGGUAUGGGAGGGCAAGAAGCUACUUCCUUUGCUUCUGCUGAUAGUCCUGCCCUUCUUUCYGCACCUUGUAACAACUUACCCCAUUUUCAAGCUGCUCUCUUAGGUACCUACACUUCUGCUUAGAUAGCCUGAUUAGAGCUGAUCAGGGCCUUCAGCUGAAUUAUUAUCCACUGGAUUGGAUAACAGUCAAUAUCCCUCAGUGGUUAAUUUUGUAAAACUGAAUUGGGGAGGGUUGGAAAGAAGAUGUUUUUCCAGUUUCGUGUCAGAAAUUAUUUCCCUGAGAACUUGCUGUGUUGAGGAUCACUGUGUAUACAAAUCUGCCUUACUAGAGAAAUACCUCAUCCAACAGRUUAAGCUGUUACUUUACAGUAUCCAGAAAAUAAAGCUGUAGCCAUCAAA